AUGUAUGCGCUUCAUGUGAACGUGAAGAAAGCCAAUCAUCUGAAAAACAAGGAAAUAUCAGGAAAAAGCGAUCCAUAUGUGAUUGUAGAUUUCCAAGGUACAAAACAGAAGACUAAAGUGAUAGAAGACGAACUCGAUCCAAUAUGGAACGAGACUGUAACAGUCGAUUUAAAAGGGAAGCCUUUAGUUGCAUCAGACAAAAUACUUCUCAAAGUAAUGGAUUUCGACAAAGUCACACCAGACAAAUUCCUUGGACAAGUGAUAAUUCCUCUACAAUCUGUAUUAGCAACAAAGGAUGAGGUACCAAUUUGUGUGGCAUUACAGAAUAAGAAAGGUCAAGAUAGUACGUCAACGAUAGAAGUUUCACUACGCUACCAAACUCCGGCAAAACCUCCAGGAGCCUUAGCAAGUAAUGAAAUAGAACAAGCGACUGGCGGUGCAGGUGGAGGUGGAGGUCCUGGCGGCGGCGGCGGCGAUGUUGGCACAGACGCUGGUCAACUGGCUGAUGGUGAUGCUGGAGUGAAACGUAAAAAGAGGCUAGGGUUAACCGGUGGUCAAGCAAUUCGUCCACAAUAUUCAACUAAAAAACAAGAUUUCCAGAUCCGUGUUAAAGUUGUUGAAGCACGUCAACUACAAGGUGCGAAUAUCUCACCAAUAUGUAAAGUAACCUGUUGGAAAGAAAGCAAAGAUACACGUGUACGCAAUUCUACUAAUUCACCAUUUUGGGAUCAAAUAUUCUUCUUCAAUUAUUUUAAUUCAGCUGCUGAACUCUUGGAUCAACAACUCGUCUUCACUGUCUACGAUUCACGUCGACUUCGACGUGACUCAUUGAUUGGUUCAUUUAAAUUUGAUUUAUCACUUGUUUAUGAAUCUGAACGUCAUUCAAUGAUUAAUAAAUGGUUGCUAUUGUGUAAUCCAGAAGAUCCAAUGUCUGGUGCAAGAGGUUAUUUGAAAAUAUCAGUUGUUAUCCUGGAACCUGGUGAUGAAGCACCCAGUAUGAAAGUCACUGAAGCCGAUGAAAAAGAAGAUAUCGAAGGAAAUCUUCUACGUCCAGCUGGUGUACAACUGAGGCCAGCGAUUUUUAAAAUACUACUAUAUAUGGCUGAAGAUUUACCAAGAAUGGAUUCUGAUGCAUUUAAGGGAAUUAAGAAUUUAAUUAGUAAAUCAGAUGAAGACAAAGAAUUUGUUGAUCCUUAUGCAAUGGUUUCAUUUGCUGGAAAAUCCAUUAAAUCAAGUACAAAAUAUGGUACAGAUCAUCCUGAAUGGAAUGAAGAAAUUACAAUGAAUAUACAGUUUCCAUCUAUGUGUGAGAAACUGAAAUUCACCUUCUACGAUUGGGAUCGUAUUGGUUAUGAUGAUCCUAUAGGAACAGGGAUAAUUUCUAUAUCACAAAUAUCAGCUUUUCGUGAUGACACUAGCGGAUUUUUGCCAACUUUUGGUCCAAGUUUUGUUAAUCUCUAUGGUUCACCAAGAGAAUACAGUGAUCUACCAGAUAAAUAUGAAGCAUUAAAUUUAGGCAAAGGACAAGGUGUAGCCUAUCGUGGUCGUGUUCUAUUGGAAUUAUCAACUGAAUUGCUAGAUGAACCAACUGCUGAUGUUGUAAAACCAUUGGAACCGGAUACAAUAGCCAGAAUACAGAAAUCUUUACGACGCAGAAAAUAUCAAUUAUAUGUAGCCUUUCUAUCAGCUACAAUGAUUGAAGAGAAACGUGAUGGACCAAUUGAAUUUGAAGUCAGCAUUGGAAAUCAUGGAAAUAAAUUGGAUGAAUCAGUUACACCGUGUGCAUCGACUACACCGCCAACAAAUCCUGUCUCUGAUGGAUUACACUAUUACUAUUUACCAUGGAGUGAAGAUAAACCAUGUACAAUGGUUGAUUCACAAUGGGAGGAUAUAUCAUUUCGUUUAGGUGCAGUGAAUCUGUUAUUAAGAAUUGCUGAUCAUUUGGCUAAAGGGAUUAAUCAUAUAACGCUUGCUAUAAAAGCCAAUCUACCGAUUGAAACUCAAGCACAGCUGGCUAUCUCAUCAUUGGAUGAAUUUAUUAUGGACUGCAAUCGAGGUCUACCACAAUGGGAACCAGAAAAUAUACCACAGAAUGAUAUGGAUAUACAUUUGCGUAAAUUACGUGAAGAUCAACUGAAUGCACUACGUGAACAAGCAUUGAAUACACGUGAAACAGUGUCUGAAAUUGAAGAUGCUUUGAAAGAAUUAAAGUCAUACAGAGACAGUAUUCUUAAAUUAGCUAUUGAACCUCAAAUGAGUAUACCAGAUAUAAUAAUAUGGAUGUUAUGCGGAGGUAAACGUAUUGCCUAUCAUAGAAUACCUGCACAUGAAGUAUUAUACCAUACUAAUGAAGAUUAUCGUGGCAUGGAAUGUGGUAUACCACAAACAAUCAAUUUAAAAAAACCUCUUUUACUUAAAGAUGAAAAUAAAGUCGAAUGGAAAAUUCCAGCUCAAAUACGUGCUGUCAUCUGGUUUGGAUUAGAGAAGGAUAGGGCUGCUUGGACUGAAUCACAUUCUGAAUCAAAACUUCAAGUUGUUGCAGAAACGUAUGAAAAUCAAGCAUCUAUUGUUGGCAGUUGGGUAACUAAACGACCACCAUUAACUCGUCCAGCCUGGUCAGAUAAUACUGGUCGUAUUGAAUUAACUAAAGAAUCGAUUCAAUUACCAACUGGUUGGGAAUGGAUUGGUGAUUGGUAUGUUAGUCCAGAAGUUUCAUUAUUAUAUAAAAAAGAUGCAGGUAAAACAAGUUUUGUUGAAGAAUUAUUUUACAAUGAAUCUCGUACUCCAACAAGUCCAUGGAAAGCAUCUGAACCAGUGUAUACAGAUGCACAAGGUGAACCAAAAUGUGAACCAAAUUAUGUUGAAUUACCAGCUGGUUGGACAUGGGGUGAUGAAUGGAAAAUUGAUUUUAAUCGUCCAUGUGAUGAAGAUGGUUUUGAGUAUACAAUUGAAGCAACUACCGGGGGUUAUGUAGCCUCUGAAAAGCUAUAUCAUAUGUUCCGUAGACGUCGAUUAAUACGUACACGUAUACUUGGUGAAGUUGGUGUACCAGUGAAACAAGAGGUUCUAAGACAAGUGAUAGCCCACGAGCAAGUAGCCCGUUUAUCCUUAUUAAGAAGUUUAAGUGCCGAACCCGCUGAAUCAUGGGAAUAUGCCUUCAAUUUUGAUUCCAAAUUUCAUACAAAAGAACGUAAAUUGGAUAUGGUACGAAGGAGACGUUGGCAUCGGGCAUUGGCUCCAAUUGAAUCAAGUACAGAAACAACUAUGUGUCUUUUACAAAUAAGAAAUAAUUCAAAACAGGCGGAGAGUAGUUUGAAGUUGAAAAAAAAAGAGAAUCUCACUGUACCAAGAGUAUUUAUGCGUUUUCGAACAUCACAUAUAUGGCAUUUACGAGCUUAUAUUUUUCAAGCACGUAGUAUUUUAGCCGCUGAUAACUCUGGAUUAUCUGAUGCCUAUGUACGAUGUUCAUUUCAAGGUUAUAGUCAAGAGACACAGAUUAUUCAACAAUCAUUAUGUCCAACAUGGGAUGAAACAUUAAUCUAUGAACAAAUUGAAAUGUGUGGUGAUCCAAAGUCUAUAGAAUAUAGUCCACCACCAGUUGUUCUUGAAUUAUUCGAUUAUGAUCAGUUGAGUUCAGAUCAUUUCUUAGGUAGAUUACAGAUUACACCAGUUGUUCGUUUAGAUCCAGAAACAUCCUGGAGAAAUAUACUUCAAUGGUAUACAAUUGAAAAACAAGGCAAAAAAGCUGGAGAUAUAUUAGCUGCAUUUGAAUUAAUUUUGCUUGACGGUAAAACUCCACCACCACCACCUACACGUCGUGGAGAAUUAUUCAAUGUUCCUGAAGGUAUACGUCCAGUACUUCAACGUACUGGUAUAGAAAUUCUCUGCUGGGGUGUUCGAUCAAUGCGUAAAUAUAAACUAUCCAGUGUUAAUUCACCAUCAGUAGAAUUUGAAAUUGGUGGUAAAGUGGUUGAAUCAACAAUUAUUAAAAGUGUUAAAAAGAAUCCAAAUUUUUCAUUACCAUUAUUAUUUUUGGAUGUUUUAUUACCAAAAGAAGAAAUCUAUUUACCACCAAUGAAUAUUUGUGUACGUGAUCAUCGAGCUUUUGGUCAAAAACCAAUUGUUGGUGUACAUGUACUGACAGAUUUUCAAGAGUUCAAAGUACUGCCAAGAACAUCACAAACAGAUAUAUUGAUGGAUAUACAAACUUUAACUGAUAGUUCUCCGUUAACACCAGAGCCCGCUUUAACUGAUCCCAGUGUAGUGAUACAUUCACCAAGUAAAGCGAAACAGAAGAAAAAAUAUAUGGAUCUUAAACAAAUUGAUGAUAAAGUUGAUUGGUGGUCGAAAUUCUAUGCAUCAGUUGGUGAAUGGGAUAAAUGUUUAAAGUAUAAAGAAUUUGGUUAUGAUACAAUAUGUGUAUAUCCUCAUCCAUUGGAAGAAGUUGAAGGUUUUCAUGGUUUUAAGGAUUUUUGUAAUACAUUUACCUUAACUCGAGGUAAAAAUGUUGAUGCAGAUGAAGAUAAUUAUGCUGGAGAAUUUAAAGGCACAUUUCGAAUUUAUCCGUUACCAGAAGAUCCAAAAGAACAACUACCACUACGUUAUUUUGAGAAAUUAAGUGUAUCCUCAGAACCUGAAGAAUGUGUUCUACGCGUUUAUGUUAUACGUGCAAUUGACUUACAACCAGCUGAUGCUUCAGGACUUGCUGAUCCAUAUGUUGAAAUUAUUGUUGGACAGCAUAAAAUUAACUCAAAGGACAAAUAUAUUCCAAACACUUUAAAUCCUGAAUUUGGAAAAAUGUUCCAGCUGAAAUGUCUUCUACCAAUUGAAAAAGAUCUACAUGUUAUUGUCAAAGAUUAUGAUGCUGUCGGUGCAGAUGAUAUCAUUGGACAGACAUAUAUUGACUUAGAGAAUAGACGUUUAACAAAAUAUCGUGCUACAUGUGGUUUACCACAAUCUUAUUGUAUAUCUGGACCAAAUCAAUGGAGAGAUUCAAAAUUGCCAAGUGAAAUUCUGCUAGCUGUAUGCGAUAGUUAUGCGCUACCAGCACCACAAUAUGAAGAACCGACAGAAAUUAAACCAAGUCCAAGUUGUCGUGUUGGUCAACGCGUAUUUGUCCUAGAAGAUUUUGAACGUGGUAUGGUGCCUAAUCCACAUUUAGGUCCACCAAAAGAACGUCUGGCUUUGCAUAUUUUAAAUAAACUUCCAUUGGUAAAAGAGCAUGUUGAAACGAGAAUGCUGUUUAGUCCACUUCAGCCUAAUAUUGAACAAGGUAAAUUACAAAUGUGGGUUGAUAUCUUUCCAACUGUAUUGGGUGACCCUGGUCCACCGUUUGAUAUUUCACCAAGGCAACCAAAUGAAUAUGUACUACGCUUAGUUGUAUGGAAUACAUUCGAUGUUGUAUUAGAUGAGAAAUCGAUAACUGGUGAACGAAUGUCUGAUAUUUAUGUAAAGGGAUGGUUAGCUGGUUUAGACGAUCGUCAAAAAACUGAUGUUCAUUAUAGAUCAUUGAAUGGUGAAGGAAAUUUCAAUUGGCGUUUUGUAUUUCCAUUUUUCUACCUGCCAGCUGAAAAUAAUAUAGUUAUUAAGCGUAAAGAACAUUUUUGGUCAUUGGAUGUUACUGAACAACGUGUACGACCACAAUUAGUUUUACAAAUCUGGGAUAAUGAUCUAUUCUCACCAGAUGACUUUUUAGGCACAUUAGAAUUAAAUCUGUCAAAUAUGCCUAGUCCAGCUAAAUCACGUAGUAAAUGUGCACUGAAUAUGUUACAAUCGGUAGGGAAUGAAACGAAAAUGGUUAAUUUAUUUGAAUGUCGACGAUUGAAUGGAUAUUGGCCAUUUAUUAAUGAAGAAAGCGGUACACCGCUACUUACUGGUAAAAUUGAGAUGGAAAUGGAAUUGGUAACAAAAGGAGAGGCUGAACUUCGACCAGCUGGUAAAGCACGUGAAGAUCCAAAUGAAAAUCCUCAUUUAGAACCACCAAAACGUCCAGAAACCUCCUUCCUUUGGUUUACAUCACCAUGGAAAACAUUCAAAUUUAUUAUUUGGAAAAAAAUGAAAUGGAUACUUAUUGUAUUAUUGAUUGUUGUGCUUCUUGGCUUAUUGAUAGCAUUAUUCGUAUAUGCUAUACCUCCACUCCUUGCAAGAAAAAUGGUUGGUGUUUGA
Trichobilharzia szidati is the source of this 6165-nucleotide messenger RNA. The record is from the annotation of a GenBank genome assembly. NCBI's taxonomy places the organism in Eukaryota, Metazoa, Platyhelminthes, Trematoda, Strigeidida, Schistosomatidae.